AAUUCGACAUAUCAGUGUGAAGACACUUAGCUUCAUUAAGGAGAAACCAUUGGCUACCAUAUAUCCCAUUUUUCUAAACAUCAACAAGCAAACAUGAAUCAAAACCCUGUAUUCAUAUCUCCCGCCAUUCUAAGUUCAACCAGGACUGCUAGUGAUGAGCAAGAAAGCGAAAGGAAAAUCGAAAAGGAUAAUAAUCAAGAGAAGACUGCAGAGGUGGUACUGAACGAAGAAGAAGAAGAUCGUCUACGGCUAACAUGGCGUGUGUUUGCUAAAGAAGUGAAAGAGGUCUGUUGUGUUGCAGGUCCUAUGGUGGCUGUGAAUUAUUCAACCUUCUUUCUGCAAACUGUCGCUUUGAUGAUGGUGGGUCACUUGGGGAAACUUGCUCAAUCCAGCACUGGCCUUGCCAUCUCUCUCUGUGCUGUCACUGGUUUCAGCGUCAUCUUUGGUUUGGCUUCUGCACUUGAAACACUAUGCGGUCAAGCCUAUGGAGCUAAGCAAUAUAAGAAGUUUGGUGUUCAAAUUCAAACCGGCAUCUUCUGCCUUUUGUUAUGUUGUAUUCCUCUGUCCAUGUUGUGGCUUAACUUGGGCAAGCUUUUGGUUUUGCUUGGUCAAGACCCUUUGAUUGCACAUGAAGCAGGAAAAUUUGCGGUUUGCUUGAUUCCUGCUCUCUUUGGUUAUGCAACACUUCAAGCCUUGGUUCGGUUCUACCUUAUGCAGAGCAUGAUCGCUCCUCUUGUGCUCUGUUCUACAAUUACCAUCAGCUUCCACGUAGCCUUUUGUUGGACACUAGUUUUUAAAUCCGGUAUGGGCCGUUUUGGAGGAGCGUUUGCCAUUGGUGUUUCAUAUUGGUUGAAUGUGGUCUUGCUGGCCUUUUAUAUGAAAUUCUCUGAAUCUUGUGCAAAGACUAGAGCUUCAAUUUCCAUGGAGCUUUUCCAUGGCAUUAGAGAUUUCUUUCGCUUCGCUAUUCCUUCAACUAUAAUGGCUUGCCUCCAAUGGUGGUCUUAUGAGGUGACUACGUUGCUUGCCGGUCUUUUACGACCAAAUCCUCAGCUUGAAACUUCAAUCUUGGCAGUAUGUGUCUCAAUGAACAUUACAAUCUAUUCAAUACCAGAAUCAAUUGGCUCUGCAGCAAGCACAAGAGUUUCAAAUGCAUUAGGAGCUGGAAAUGCGAAAGCAGCAUACAUGUCUGCCUUAUGUGCAAGGAUCAUAGGAGCUUGUGAGGCUCUUAUAAUGAGCUCAACGGUUUUCGCGAGCCGGAAUGUUUUAGGUCAUGUUUUUAGCAAUGAACCUGAGGUUAUGCACUACGUUACAGACAUAGCUCCUAUAUUAGUUUUGUCUGUUUUUGCAGAUUCCUUACAAGGCGCCCUUACAGGGAUUGCUAGGGGAAGUGGGUGGCAACGCAUAGGAUCAUAUGUAAAUUUUGGAGCUUACUAUGGCGUUGGAAUUCCACUUGCUGCAAUAUUGGGUUUCGUGGUACACUUGAGAGGAAAAGGCCUUUGGCUUGGAAUAACUUCUGGCACAAUAUGCCAAGUGAUUGUAUUAAUGGUUAUAAUAAGUUGUACGGAUUGGAAAAAAGAGGCAAAACAAGCUAGGGAGAGGACAUUGAAGGGAUGUUCGCCACAAGAUGAAAACGCACUGAUUUGAGCAACCAGAGUGCAUUACUUUAUGUCCCUUUGUCAAUCAGCAUCUUCUUCUUUAAAUUGGAAAAUAUCUGGAUGUUGUAAUAAAGAUGGGGAAUCAAGCAUAGAAGCAACUAAAAUGUAUUAGACAUGCAUGUAAAGUUGCGCUUGUGUUCUGUGAUGAAAUAAACCAUUAGUUUUGUUCAUGCUUUUUAUAAAUUAUCAAUAAAGCAACUUCUUAAAGAUUC
This is a messenger RNA of Prosopis cineraria, 1867 nucleotides long. RefSeq names its product protein DETOXIFICATION 14-like. Bases 94 to 1644 code for a protein of 516 amino acids. The transcript is spliced from 7 exons. Gene Ontology annotation, cellular component: membrane. Gene Ontology annotation, biological process: xenobiotic detoxification by transmembrane export across the plasma membrane. Gene Ontology annotation, molecular function: xenobiotic transmembrane transporter activity; antiporter activity. Lineage: Eukaryota; Viridiplantae; Streptophyta; Magnoliopsida; Fabales; Fabaceae. The record is from RefSeq and is a predicted model, not a curated record.